GAUGUUCUUUAUUGGAAUCGAAGAAUACAAAUGAGAUAAUGAUGACAAAAAGACCUUUGCUAUAUAUUUGGUUUUAUUUUUUUCUGUUGGCCUUCGCUGGAUAUGCAUUAUCAAUAUUCUUUAUCGAUAUUCCACACCUGACGUCAUUGUACAUUCCAGUAUGCGGGCCAAAAGGGUUGUGUUUACCACACUCGUUCAUAAAUAGCCAUCUACCGCUUGUGAAUUCUAGCUGCAAGAGCUGCUCCUGCGAUCCAUACUGCAUGUUCUCUUUGACCCCAUGUUGCUACCAAAGCUUCUUGCUUACGCCAAAUGUGCACUGUCGAGAUUUUGCAUUACUAUCCAAAACAUUUACAACGCAGUCAUUCAACUAUGUCGUGGACGUUUGUCCACCCAUUGCAGACAGAGAAUUGGCCCAAAACUGUUCAAGGGAAUAUAACAUGAUAGAGAAAAUGAAAACACCUCCAGUAGUUGAUCCUGAAACUCAGAUUUCCUAUAAGAACAGAUUCUGUGCAGCAUGUUAUGGUAUACAUCGAACUGAAAAUUGGAACCUUGAGUUUAAUUGUUUAAAACAUCAAGAUUUUAACUAUUUAUCAUCGUAUGAAGAAAUUCUGAGAGCAGCAAGGGAAGCAAAAUGUAAUAUUUUGCAUGUUUCUCAAUCAUCAUUUAAUUGUGGCAUUCAAAACAACAUCGUAGCGAAAUGCAACGUUUCUGGUACUUGGAAAAACUAUGACAGUGACAUCGAAAAAGCAUGUCAUAGUGACUUUAUUCUAGAAUAUCAGAUGUAUAAAAACAUUUUUUGUGCUAUGUGUAACCCGCCUGUCCCUUCCUCAAAAGUCCUGAAGAAAAAAUGCUUAUACAAUUCACAGAGUAAUUUAAACAGAGCUUGUUUUAGUCAGCCAGAGACAAUGCUUUCCUAUCCAUACAGAAAUGUGUUUUGUAAACAUUACAUCGAUCAAACAGGUUCUAGAGGAAGUCGUAUACUUACACAAUAUACCUCUCGAUACUUGAGAAACGUCUCCAAUCCAUUUGAAUAUAACAUUAUCGUUAGAUUGAGAUUUGAAACUAUUCUUGAAAAUAUAGAGAACGAAAGGAAAGUAGAAGUCGUCAGAUUCCGUCCAUCACUAUCUGAUCGACUUCAGAUUAAUAUAACUAAUCUGAUGCAAGUGAGUAUUGCAGCCUUCGGUGAAAAGAGAUGUGAUUCUAAUGCUUUUUCAUCUAUACUUCGACACUCUAAAGAAUCUUGUUCCUGUCAUAUUGGGUGUACAACAAAUUGCUGUGAUGAUCUUGCAUUCCGACAGCCACUUUCGUGUAUCAACGAUGCCUUUCCUCCACAGACAACUGAAAAUAGUGGUUAUUAUGUAAUAAAUGAGUGUCCUAAGACAGAUCAAGCACUCUAUUCACUUUGUACAACCACUAACAUAGAAGAUGACAUUUCCCUUCAAUUGCCUGUCACACAUUCGGCUUUUACAAAGUAUGUUAACUAUCGCAAUGUUUAUUGCAUGAUUGGCAAUUUAAACACUUCAACAGUAAGUCAAUAUGAAUUGCAGAAUAAGAUAAGAUACAACACUGAAUCGUGGAUCGUAAGGAUUGUUUGCUCUGUACCCGUAACGCUUGAUUGGUCAAACGUGAAUUCCUUCAUUCAGUACACGAAAGACAUAAACUGCAAGCAUUCCCUUUACCCACACAGCGAGUCAAUUGUAUGCGAAGAUAAAACUGUGGAUGUUGAAAACUGUAAUGAGACUGGGACUUGGCAGUCUUUUGAUUCGGAUGUUUUGAAAGCUUGUCAGGACUUGGAGAAAUUUCGUUUACCUAUUCUGUAUGAUAAAGCGCUCAAUACAUCGUAUAGCAACAAGUUUUGCAAGAUUUGCAACCCUUAUUACGUACCCUUAAAUAAAACAUCGAUUGCAGAGUGUGACAGCCAUUGGACGCCGGACUCAAAUAUUACUGAUAUAUGCCAUUCAUUGCCAGAUGUGCACGUUUGUUCUCAGUAUAAGAAUAUCGCUUGUGAAAUUUGCAAUGGUGAUUUAGGAUGUGAGUUUGAAUACAGCAAAGUGAAAAAAAUUGAACAUGAAUAUGUGUUCCCUGACAGUAAUUCAUAUAGAUCAAUGUUUGCGUUAUCUUCUUUUGACUCGACCCAAAUAAUAUCAAAGGAAUGUUCUCAGAUUGAAGUGCCCUUACAGGGCACAUGCAGGAGAAUAGAAUGCUUUCCAGGAAAAAUAUACUAUCAGAAUGCUUGUGUUCCUCUCUUAAACAGUGCAUCUAAUCUCAGAUAUGGAAUGUAUGUCGGAAUGGAUGUUACUUUGAAACAACCACUAUUUAACAGAGAUGUUUUGAAUUUAAUAGAAAUGUGGACACAUACUAAAAUUGCUAAUAUCCUUCGAAUAGAUCAGUGGCAAAUUCAGUUCGAGAAUAGCACUUUUUUAAAUUGGAAGUCUUGCAAUACAAAAGCUACUUUUUUUUCAAUAUCUAGCAGAGUAACAUUCUACUUGCAUUCAACCCUGGGUAAUAGGCUAGAUGUUGAAGUUGGCCUAACAAAGUUCACAAAAUCAGUUUACCAAACAACACUUUCUGAUUUUUAUGCGGUUAUUCAGACGUAUCAAGGUCCAAAGCUCGAGCCUGUAAUUGAAAACCAUGAUGAUGUUGGUGCUUGUAGGCGCUUUUCAGCAGUGUACAAUACUACAAGUAUGCAUUUUAAAUUGGCAUUGAUAAAUAACCUUCUCGUUUGCAAAUUGGUCACGCUUACGCACGACGAAUUUGUGGUAGAGUCCAUGGACAGAAUACGGUUGGUGCCAUCAAAUCGGUUGCUUUCUUUUCAGCAUUUCCGUGUAUCUGAUGAUGGUAAUUACCAGACGUGCAUUGAAAAUAUAAAAUCUGAUUUUGUUGAGGAAAAUUCAUAUAUCCAAAACCCAUUGCCUGCUGUAACUGGUAUAUGUACUAUAAUAUCUAUUGUCUGUCUUUUCUUAACAUUUGGAACUUACUGUCUGUUUGAGAGCUUACGAACCGUACCUGGUGUUAACAGCAUGUAUUUGAUGGCGACUUUAUUCUUUUUACAACUUCUCGUCUUGACCCGAAAUUACUAUAUCAUCGCACCAACAGUACCAAGAAUUUUGCUGUUUGCGUUGACACAUUACAUGGUGCUAUGUGUAUUCUUUUGGCUAAUGACAUGUUCAUAUCACAUGUUUUGUGUCUUUGUUAAACAAUCUAUUAGUGUUUCUAUGACAGACAGACGGCGUACUCUAUCAAACUAUUGCAUUUACUCUUUCGGUAUGCCACUUCUUAUUAUUGUGGGCAACGUCUGUUUUUUCCUCAUUGCCUCCUCUGGACAGGAGUUUGGUUAUGGAAGACAAAAUACUUUGACCGAUGAUAAAACGGCGUACAUUGUAACUUUUAUUACUCCGUUGUCGGUUAUUUGUCUGACAAAUUCAUUUUAUUUCAUUACAACUGCAUAUAAAAUCAAAUCUACACCAAAGGUCAAAGGUUUGGACCAAAGCAGACUUCAUUUUGUAGUUUGUCUCAAGCUCUUUUUUCUAACAGGUCUGACGUGGGGUUUUCAAAUUAUCGAUUCGUUCCUUGAGUUAUCAGUUCUAUCUUACAUCGUCGCUGUAUCGAAUGGGUUACAGGGAUUCUUUUUGUUCAUGAGCUACGUUUGUAAUACAAGAGUGUGGAGAAUGUACAAGGAACUUUGGGAGUCCUCCAUGAAAUGGUUUCCAACGGGUUCCUCACAUCUAUCGUGAUGCAGACAUUUGUUAAUAUUGUGGUUUUAAAUUGUUGUUGAAACACCAAAAAAGUAUCAAUUACACUAUACUUCAAAAAUAGUAGUUCUCUUCUAUUCUUCAUCAUUCUAAUUUUACUAGCCUUUAAGACGAAUGAGGGAAUGUUGUUAGCGUUAUCUUUUCUUCGUUAUUGAUUUUUCAUGUUAGAACUUUGCAAGUUGUUUGGGUAAAAAUUGUCUACGAUGCCCGCCAUUUGUUCAUGCAGUUGAACACCGCUUUCCGUUUUUGUUGUCAAGUUUAGCCUACCACAGAGUAAGUAAUGAUUAAAUGAUAACUUGUUUAUUAUUCUUAAUAAUAAUUGAAUUUCAUAUUGUAUUGUUGUCGUCUGCAACAAAUUCAAACAUUGCUUGGUUUAUUUUGAACGACUUUCUUUGAAUUAUUUGCUUAACUUAAUAUUGAUAAUUUUAUAAAUGUUAUUCUAGAUGAUUUCUGAUAAUUUUGAGCUAAUAUUUAUGGUGAACUAUAUUUCUAAGUGUUAUGCUGCUGCAUGUUUAUUUCUGUAAUUGUCAUAAGCUUUAGGUAUUGUGUUAGUUUUGCUAACUAUAUUAAGUAUCAUAUAAUAUCAGUAUGUAAAUUUAUUUUGUAUGAAAUUUAAUGUGUUUCUCACUGUAUCCUUUAUUUAUAUAUCAGUCGCUUACAUGUACCACACAAGCAUAAUAUACACUGUACAUUAUUACACAAGUCUCAAUGAGUUGUUGUUGAUGUAUAUUGGAGGAAAUACAUUCUGUACCGGACCAGGGCGUCAUCACGUGACAGAACAGUAUUGUAGAAGACCGGUUUUAGAGUUUCCAAAUUUACUUAAAUUUUUUUUUUAUUUAUAAGAUAUUUAUAUACCUGCAUGAUGAAUUAAAAAUCGUUUAAAACAAAAACACCAACUUUUCACUUUGUGUCUCUGAAGUAUAUUCACAAAUAUAAAUGUACAAAUACAUUGAUAGAAUGCGUCAAAUUUGAAUAAAUUGUUUGUU
Magallana angulata is the source of this 4738-nucleotide messenger RNA. RefSeq lists its product as uncharacterized. Gene Ontology annotation, cellular component: membrane. Gene Ontology annotation, molecular function: G protein-coupled receptor activity. The transcript is spliced from 2 exons. NCBI's taxonomy places the organism in Eukaryota, Metazoa, Mollusca, Bivalvia, Ostreida, Ostreidae. Gene Ontology annotation, biological process: G protein-coupled receptor signaling pathway; cell surface receptor signaling pathway. The coding region runs from base 39 to 3734 and encodes 1231 amino acids. The record is from RefSeq and is a predicted model, not a curated record.